GAGUUCCUUAAAUCCAAAACUUCCCAAGACCUAAAACCAACACCUAAAGACCUAAAGACUUACAAGAACUAAAAGGACCUAAGAGGACCCAAAGGACCCAAAGGACCCAAAGGACCCAGAAAGACCUAAAAGACCUAAAGGACCCUAAAGACAGACCAGACCUUGGACCCAAGAUUCUUCAUAUCCCAUCUCAUCUCAUUAUAUCCAAUUCUUCAAUCAUGGUUCGACAGUUCUUUUGUUUGUCCCUCAAAGUUUUCUUCUCUUCGUCGUCGUCGUCGUUCUAGGAUCUCUUUCGAAUUGUAUUAGUCAGGUCUUGUUUGCGAUCGGAUACUUGAUUUCUCAUCAUCAUAUCCCAUUCUAACCUACACUAAGAGUGACUCUACUCUCUAAGUUUUCCGAUUUACCUUAAGCCUAUUCCUCGUUUUCUUCGCCUCCGCGCCACCCACCUUUACAUAUAGCGUCUUACGCCAGAAAUAAAACCUUAGAGUUUCGCUUGGACCGGCCUACCGUCUUCUUCCCUUGGUAACCUUGGUAACCUUGGUAAGGUGUUUUAGUGCAUUACGCAUAACGCCUUAACGCCUUACGUAUUGCAAUUGCCUUGACCUAUUCGUUCGCUCCCUUUUCUGCGCCAGGUCUCUUAUAUUUCUAUCUACCUCUCAUCAACUUAGCCACCGAUAGCUACCCAUUCGGUCGGCAUGGACAAGACCCCAGGAUCGCCUCGCAACGAUGCUAGCGCAGCUUCGACUCCUCCCAACGAGGAGCCUCAAAGUCCAGCUUCACCUGACCUUAACGCCGUGACGAGGAAGGAGAAGGGUCGGGUACGCUUCAACAGUAUCGCCGGAGUUGAGCCUCCAUCGUUUUUAGAUAUUUCUUCAGGUUUCUCAGCGUCACAGAGUCGACAUGAGUCUCCGUCGUUUCCUUCACGACCUAGGCCUUCCGUUUUGCGCGGGAACUCUUACAACUCAGUGACUAGCAUUCCUGAAUCCGUCGAUAACGAUGACCUUACCUCCGAGAAAGCCAUGUCGGCGCACGCGGCACAACAUCGUGCUCAGCAAGUGGCAGCCGGCCUGUUAGGUUCGCGAUCCGCCCCUGGAUCAGCAAGGACUUCUCUAGACUCCGAGGCAGACACAGUGAAUAGUGGUAAUGCUGGUGAAGUAGUCCCGGGAUUCGCUAACCCACCCCUCGAGGACUUCGCUAUACCGGUUCCGGAUAUCAAUGUUGAGCCUUCAGAGAAGACGGAGAAGGCUCGUUCCAGGGACCAGCGCAUGUCGAAAAUCGAGGCACGCAAUCUGGUCCAAUCCCACACGCAGAGGCAUACCAUGGGAGGGUAUCCCCCGGCGCCAACUCAUACUGCCCUGAGUUCUGGUCAACUGACACCCAUCGAUGGAUCGAAGCACGAACUAUACAUACCAGCACCUUCGGAAUAUCGCCCCAGUGUCUUAUCAAAUCUCCUAAAGCUAUACAAACCCGAAACAAGUCAAUCUCCUAACUAUGCACCCAGCCGGAAGUCUGAGGCCGGAAGUGAAUUCACCACACCUGGUUCUUCUGGUGUUACGACCCCGAAUCGACGGAAGUGGUAUGAAAAGAACCGGUCGCAAGACACCUUGGCCAAUUUGGUGGAAGCGUCUGCGCGCCUCGCGAGCGCCGGUGUUAGUGGCCCGGCAGCGGGUAGCUCAAAACCCAAGCGACCCAAACAUAGACGAAGCCCGAGUGGUCGAAUGCUUAGUUUUGGUCGACCACGGAUCGAAGAUGAGAUUCGUAUUACGAUGCAUAUUGCGGAGACACUAACUCGUCAAAAGUACAUCAUAAAGAUGUGCAAGGCUCUUAUGUUAUAUGGAGCCCCCACUCAUCGCCUUGAAGAGUAUUUACGAAUGACGGCAAGAGUACUCGAAAUCGAUGGCCAAUUCCUUUACUUACCCGGCUGCAUGAUUAUCUCCUUUGACGACCGUUCUACCCACACUACCGAGGUGAAGAUAGUACGGGCAAAUCAGGGUAUCGAUCUCGGGAAGCUCAGGGACGUCCACGAAAUAUAUAAACUAGUUCUCCACGAUAAGCUUGAUCUAGAAGAAGCCAUCAACUCUUUGUCAACUGUAAUGGAGAAGAAGGACAAAUUCCAUGCGUGGGUCAGAGUCUUGGUAUUCGGCUUAGCGAGCGCUACUGUCGCCCCUUUCGCAUUCGAUGGACAAUUUAUCGACCUUCCGAUUUGCUUCUUCCUAGGAUGUCUCGUUGGUACACUACAGAUCAUUGUCGCGCCAAAGUCCGACCUUUACAACAACGUAUUCGAGAUCAGCGCCGCCGUGUUGACGAGCUUUUUAAGCAGGGCAUUUGGUAGUAUUCAGGGUGGGACGCUGUUUUGUUUCUCGUCCCUAGCUCAAAGUUCUAUCGCCUUGAUUCUCCCCGGGUGGUUUGUCCUUUGCUCUGCUCUUGAACUUCAAUCCCGAGCCCUAGUGCCUGGGUCUAUCCGCAUGGUAUAUGCCAUCAUAUAUUCGCUGUUCCUCGGUUUUGGUAUCACGGUUGGUACUGCUCUCUACGGUUUAAUGGACCCUCACGCUACUUCGGCCACAACCUGCGCAAACCCGAUACCUACGUACUAUCGAUUUUUCUUUGUGCCGCUCUUUACCAUGUGUCUUGCUUUCGUCAAUCAGGCAAAGUGGAGACAAAUGCCAGCGAUGGUUGUCAUCGCCUUUGCUGGUUACGUCGUAAACUUCUUCAGCAGCCCCAAAUUCCACGCGAGUCCGCAAAUAGCCAACACAUUGGGUGCUUUUACAGUUGGUGUCCUAGCCAAUUUGUAUUCGAGGUUGAGACAUGGUGUUGCCGCCGCCGCCUUGUUGCCGGCUAUCUUCGUACAGGUGCCCAGUGGCCUGGCAGCGACAGGAAGUCUGUUGAGUGGGCUAAGUGCAGCCAACGAGAUUAAUAAUUCGACGGAAGUCGUGAAUGGUACUAGUACUGUCACGAUCGACACAAAUCAGCCACUAGAUACCAUUGUCUUUAAUGUAGCAGCCUCGAUGAUCCAAAUCGCUAUUGGCAUCACUGUGGGACUAUUCCUAAGUGCCUUGAUUGUCUAUCCACUAGGAAAGCGAAGAAGUGGCUUAUGGACCCUUUGAGGUUGUGCAACAUCUACUCUCCGUUGUUGGGUUGAAAGUUUAGGCGUCCGGGUGGCAGGGAAAAAAAUUGGUUUCGUCAAGCAAGCGAGUAUUGAAUUCUGAAAAAGCAACAAGUUAGAGGAUAGAAAUAGAUGGUGUCAUGGACAGCAUAUAGAGGUAUAUCAUAGAGGUAAUGCGGAGGUAAAUAGCCUCGCGGCCGGGGACUGAUAGAUGGAUGACACCAAAGAGGAGGCCCCCUUAUGACAUGUGAUAUGAGGUAUCAGCAUUUGCGACGGCGUUAAGGCUCCUUUUACUGCGAUAACAGGGCUGUUCAUUUUAUUAACCUGAUUAUCUUCCCGCGAUCAUUCUGCUUUGAGACUAAUCACUUCUUUACAUCAUAUACCCCCAACGAAGACGCGAGUCUCAAAUCAUGUAACAAAAUUCAUUAUAUGCAUAUAGGCGUUCAAAAGACUAU
This is a messenger RNA of Hypoxylon fragiforme, 3558 nucleotides long. Its product is annotated as DUF1212-domain-containing protein. The transcript is spliced from 3 exons. Gene Ontology annotation, biological process: transmembrane transport. The record is from RefSeq and is a predicted model, not a curated record. The coding region runs from base 696 to 3104 and encodes 802 amino acids. Gene Ontology annotation, molecular function: transmembrane transporter activity. NCBI's taxonomy places the organism in Eukaryota, Fungi, Ascomycota, Sordariomycetes, Xylariales, Hypoxylaceae.